AUGAGUAACCCGGAAAAAGGUUACUUAACUUAUGUAUUUGUCAUCUACAAAGCCCAGCACAGAGAUACUUUCAUUGAAGAACGCUAUGGAAAGUAUAACAUUAGUGAUCCUUUAAUGGCUCUGCAGAGAGAUUUUGAAACACUGAAAGAGAAAAAUGAUGGUGAAAAGCAGCCGGUCUGCACAAACCCACUGUCUGUUCUCAAGGUGGUGAUGAAGCAGUGUAAGAACAUGCAGGAACGCAUGCUGUCCCAGCUGGCCGCUGCCGAGAGCAGGCACCGAAAGGUGAUACUAGACCUUGAGGAGGAAAGGCAGAGGCAUGCCCAGGACACAGCUGAAGGAGAUGAUGUCACCUAUAUGCUGGAGAAGGAGAGGGAGAGGCUGACUCAACAGUUGGAAUUUGAAAAGUCCCAAGUAAAGAAAUUUGAAAAAGAGCAAAAGAAGCUCUCUAGUCAGCUGGAAGAGGAGCGCUCCCGCCACAAGCAGCUCUCCUCCAUGCUGGUGCUGGAGUGCAAAAAGGCCACCAGCAAGGCGGCCGAGGAAGGGCAGAAGGCAGGGGAGCUGAGCCUGAAGCUGGAGAAGGAGAAGAGCCGAGUGAGUAAACUGGAGGAAGAGCUGGCAGCCGAGAGAAAGCGAGGCCUGCAGACCGAGGCCCAGGUAGAAAAGCAGCUGUCUGAGUUUGACAUCGAAAGGGAACAACUGAGAGCAAAACUGAACCGAGAAGAAAACCGGACGAAAACCCUGAAAGAAGAGAUGGAAAGUUUGAAGAAGGUAGUAAAGGACCUCGAGGCUUCCCACCAGCACAGGAGCACUGAUGACCAGCUGAGGAAACCAGUAGCCAUGUCCAGAGGCACGGCAACUGAGCCCCCCGUGCUGAUAUCUGUAUUGUGCCAAACGGAGAGUGUUCCAGCAGAAAGAAUCCAUGGAAGCAGCGUAGCCAAGGUGACAAGCACUGGGAUGCCCAGUCCCACCGCUCCUCCUUACUCUUAUGCAAAGACCAAUGGCCAUUGUGAUCCAGAGAUACAAACUGCCAGGGAGUUGCUUGCAGGCAGCAGUGCAGAGAAUCAAGUGCCUCCACAGGAGAAGUCUGUGGCACUGGCUCAAGAGAAACCAGUGGAGAAUGGGGGGUACCCAGUGGGAACUGAGACUGCCGUCCCAAUGCCUGGUCACCUCCCAUCCAGUGGGAGCUCACUGUCUCCCAGCAGCACUGCCUCCUCCUCUCUGACCUCCUCCCCUUGCUCUUCACCAGUACUAACUAAGCGCUUAUUGGGCUCAUCAGCUAGCAGUCCUGGGUACCAGUCAUCCUACCAGGUAGGGAUCAACCAGCGCUUCCAUGCCGCUCGGCACAAAUUUCAAUCCCAAGCAGAUCAGGACCAACAAGCCAGUGGUCUCCAGAGCCCUCCGUCCAGGGAUCUGUCCCCCACCCUCUUAGACAACUCGGCUGCCAAGCAGCUAGCCCGAAACACAGUCACUCAGGUGCUUUCCAGAUUCACUAGCCAAGGGCCAAUCAAGCCUGUCUCUCCCAACAGCUCUCCCUUUGGCACAGACUAUCGGAAUCUGGCCAACACUGCCAACCCAAGAGGUGACACCAGCCAUUUACCUGCUCCAGGGAAAGUGUCCAGUCCACUGAGCCCCCUCUCUCCAGGAAUCAAAUCCCCUACCAUCCCAAGAGCUGAGAGAGGAAACCCUCCACCUAUCCCACCGAAAAAACCUGGCCUCGCCCCUUCUGCAUCUGCUGCCGCUCCACUGACCAAAGCUCAUUCCCAGGCGUCCUCUCUGAGCACCACAGAAGAUCUUGCCAGCAGCUGCUCUGCCAAUGCCGUGGUAGCCAACGGCAAGGACGUUGAGAUACUUUUGCCUACCAGCAGCUAGUUUGUCUGAGUGAGUCUCCACAGGUGACAUUCCAUGAGAUUUUGUCCAAGAGCUCAGAAUGAGACCAUUGAGUCAGAUUAUGUUAUUUAUUUUGGCAGUAGUUGCAGCCAUCUGCAUCAUACAUUUAGUGUAUUUUACCUUUUUGUAUUUUUUUAAGUAGAAACUGAGUAGUUUGGAUUUGUAUGGCUUACAUCUUCGUACUGAAUCUAGAAGGACCGCUCAAAGGCAUCUCAAGCUCAGCAGUCACUGUCACAAGGAAGAAGCUCAGUGAGUUCCAGGUGGUGAUCUGCUGUCUAUUUUGGAACUAGAAUUGCUCAACAAUCAUUCGAAUAAUGCAGAAGUAUUUCAUGCAGAUUUUUAUUCCAGAUGAACAUGUUUUAAAAGUGCCUGAAAUAAGACAGCCACGUGAAUGUGAUUCUGCAGCAGAAACGCAACACGGAUCCUGUCAUCAUGGAAAACGAGAUCCUGUGUCAGUCCUGAAUGUCAAAAGCCAACACUGCUUUUAAUCCUCUUUUACUGUUCUUAAUACAUGCUUUGUGUUCUGCCUACAAGUGGACGGGAACCCCUCCUAUGGGGUAUGACCUCUCCAUAGAGCUGAGCUCUCCAGAGCCCGCGAGGAGCCCUCCCGAGCACUAAGCAGUCAGGGUGCUGAUUUCCUUGUACUUUUAAAAAAUUACAUCACUCCAGUUUCCUGCAGAAUGAAAUCACAUCUCCAUUCAAAAACGUUUUCAAGCAUCUACUGUUGUGAAAGGAACUUCUGAUUCUGAUUGCUUUUACUUGAAUAGGAAAUGGUUGCUCAUGCUGUGUGAGUUUGGCAACAGAAUGAACUCUGUAAUCAAAAAGCAAUAACUUCAGAUUGACUCUUUGUAAUAUUAUAAAUCAGAAUAAUACAAGUUUUAUUCAGUUGUUACAUUUAUUCUCCAAGCUGCCAGCACUUGUGGGUAUCUGUGGAACCAAAUUAACUUUUGCCUAAAUGGCACUAUACAUAUAUCUGUAUAGAUCCAUACCCCUUUAUGUGUUUAACAUCUACUUAAACACAUCAACUAUUAGUGUGAUUAUAUCUUUGGAGUUUGCAAUAUAGCACAAAGGACAAGUAGGAUUGCACAUUAAGAUUACCUUCCAAAGCUUUACCUGGAUGAGGCUGGGACCCAGCCAGUCAAAGGAGAACUCUUGUCCGUGGGGCAGUGGGAAAAUUCCAAAGGAAGCCCAAAUCUUCAGCAUCUUAAAAAGGCACAGCUCACUUAGCCCCAAGCCCAUCUGGUGAGAGUGAAACAGAUCACUCCCUCAGGUGGUGUCAGAGAACUUAGAGAGGUGGGCACUACGGCAAUCUGAAGCACUCAGUCCCUUUUAAAAGAGCCACCCUCUUCUGCUCCUGCUGCUUUCUGCUGUACAAAAAUUCUAGACCAGUCUACCAGCUCUUCAAGUUUUUAUGAUACCCAAAAUUUCAUGAGAAACAGUCUCAUUUUUAAAUGUCAAGGACUAACUUAGAGGCCAUGUGGUGGGGCCUGACUGUAAUCCCAGCACCCAGGAGGCGGAGGCAGGAAGAUCACUGUGGGUUCAAGACCAGCCUCAACUACAA
This is a messenger RNA of Octodon degus (degu), 3448 nucleotides long. RefSeq names its product CTTNBP2 N-terminal like (gene Cttnbp2nl). The transcript is spliced from 4 exons. NCBI's taxonomy places the organism in Eukaryota, Metazoa, Chordata, Mammalia, Rodentia, Octodontidae. The record is from RefSeq and is a predicted model, not a curated record. The coding region runs from base 1 to 1869 and encodes 622 amino acids.